Molecule: messenger RNA, 546 nt
Organism: Vicia faba (fava bean)
Lineage: Eukaryota; Viridiplantae; Streptophyta; Magnoliopsida; Fabales; Fabaceae
Source: the annotation of a GenBank genome assembly
AUGGAUUUGGUUUCAGAAUCUACGAACUCGACCUUAAGUAAGAUCGAGAGUCCCACAAGUGGAUCCUCGAUAACCAACAAUAGUAAUACCAGUGGAUGUUCGACUCCAACUUCAAGCCGUUACGAAAACCAAAAGAGAAGAGACUGGAACACGUUUUGCCAGUAUCUCCGAAACCACCGUCCACCACUCUCACUAGCCCUAUGUAGCGGUGCUCAUGUUCUUGAGUUUCUCAACUACCUUGACCAGUUUGGGAAAACAAAAGUUCAUAACCAUCCUUGUCCUUUCUUUGGAAUCCCUAACCCACCUGCUCCUUGUCCUUGUCCUCUUCGUCAGGCGUGGGGAAGUCUCGACGCUCUCGUCGGUCGCCUCCGUGCUGCUUAUGAAGAGAACGGUGGUCGGCCUGAGACUAACCCUUUUGGUUCUCGGUCUGUUAGGAUUUAUUUAAGGGAUGUUCGUGAUUUUCAAGCGAAAGCUAGAGGUGUUAGCUAUGAAAAGAAGAGGAAGAGGACUAAACCUAAGAUCACUGCACCCACAACUGCUAGUUAG